This is a messenger RNA of Diorhabda sublineata, 5649 nucleotides long. It is a transcript of the gene Hasp, whose product is annotated as sushi, von Willebrand factor type A, EGF and pentraxin domain-containing protein 1. Gene Ontology annotation, cellular component: extracellular region. The record is from RefSeq and is a predicted model, not a curated record. Gene Ontology annotation, molecular function: peptidase inhibitor activity. The transcript is spliced from 24 exons. NCBI's taxonomy places the organism in Eukaryota, Metazoa, Arthropoda, Insecta, Coleoptera, Chrysomelidae. Bases 212 to 4705 code for a protein of 1497 amino acids.
AAUUACAUUUCAGUGAGAUGCUGUGAGUGAAUCAGACAAAAAUAUUUUAUCUCAUAGUCGUCUUCUAAUUGGUUAUGAAUUUUGAUCGGAAAGUGUAAUUGUCAUAAAAUAUCCACACAGUUACAAACAAAAUACAAAAUACACAAUUCAAGUUAUGUGAAAAAUGUUUAGUUUAUAUUUAUGAAAAACUAGAGUGAGAUGAUAUGAAAAUAUGAGGAAGUAUACCUGGUGCCUUGUGAUUUUUUUUGCUUUCUCUAUUUAUGAUGUGACUUCGUAUAGGGAACGCCGCAAUGUAUCUGUAGCAAGUACAACUCCUGCUACCGACGAAGACGAUGAUGAUUGGGAUGAACAGGAAUCAUCAGAAAUAGAUGAUGAUGGAAAAGUAUACAAAAAUCCCAGAAAUUCACCGUCCACUUUAUGUCCAAGAGAUGAAGAACAAGCUACCUUACUUGGUCAAAAAUGCCUAAGAAAAUGUUCGUCCGACGAAGACUGCAAAAGUAAGAAGAAAAAGUGCCUUUGUGAUGGAUCUUGUGGGUUGUCCUGUAUAAAACCUGAUCGAGAAUGUCCUGAACCUGAACAGAUAGCCUAUGGAACAGUAACGGCGAGCGGAAAAUUAUUUGGAGCACGAGCUACUUAUACUUGUCAACACGGAUAUCAUGUUGUAGGACUACAAAGUCGAACUUGUCAAGCUAACGGUCAGUGGGCUGGAAGUUCACCAGCCUGCAAACAAAAUAUCUAUUGUUUGUCACCUCCAACAAUAGAUCAUGCCAGACAUAACGCCCCAGCCGAACAGGCUACCUUCGACUUGGAUUCAACUUUGCAGUACUAUUGUCAUACUGGAUAUGUUACGAAUGGAUUUCCAAGGGCUAAAUGUUUAGCUAUAGAUGGUCAAGCUUCUUGGUACGGACCUGAUAUAGCGUGCGAACCUAGAUCUUGUGGAGCUCCAACAGAUAUCUCUCACGGUUGGCAUGCAGGUGAAUGUUACACAUAUGGAUGUAGAAUAACAUACCAUUGUGCAGAAGGGUACGAACUUGUUGGUAAAAAUGAACGUUACUGUCAAGCGGACGGUGCGUGGAAUCCAAAGGAACUUCCUACAUGUGUUCUCGUUACAGCAGUCCAGUGUCCUCCGCCUGAUAAUCCAAGACAUGGCAAGGCUAUUUACACUUCUUGCAGUUAUAAUUCCGUCGUAAGUUAUGAGUGCAAAUACGGAUAUACCCUAGUUGGAGAAAGCACUAGAAGAUGUGGUGCCGAUAAGAAAUGGUCUGGUAGUCAACCAGUAUGUAAAGAAAUUAACUGCGGUCAUCCUGGAAGGUUAUGGAAUGGAUGGUUGGAAAACAUUGAAGCGGGAACAGGUCUUGGAGCUUCUAUUAUAUUCAGAUGUCACGAUGGUAUGCUUCUCGAAGGAAAUUCUUCGACAGUAUGUCAAAUAGAAGGAAAAUGGAGGUACCCUCUACCCAAAUGUUUAGCCCCUUGUGUAGUACCACACGUUACUCAAGGUAGUGUUAUCUUAAUAGGAAAAAAUGAAACAGCUUUAACAUCUACAGUUGUUCAACAUGGUGAAGCUUUAUCAGUUGAUUGCGAUCCACAUUAUGAGUUCCUGGCUAGUUUGUCUCCAGUUACGUGUAACAACGGUACCUGGACAUCUAUGCCUAAAUGCGAUCCUGCUAGGUGUAAGCGUUUGCCUAGCGUUCCAAGAAACGGAAUGGUUAUUGCUCCCAAAAUGGAACAUGGCAUGAAAGCAAGAUUCAAGUGUAAAGAUGGCUUUGAACUGAAGGGUGAUGAUCUAAUGGAAUGUUCUUUUGGUAACUGGACAGGAGAACUUCCAAAGUGUGAAGAAGUAUACUGUCCAUAUCCGGGAAACGUACAAAAUGGCAAAAUUUUACUGGUUGGAAAUAUGGGAUUAUAUGAUUACCGCCCAUACGUUCGAAAAGUCACAAAUAAUAAACAAAUUAUGUACGAUUGUGAUAAGGGGUACGUUUUGGCUGAAGGUCCACCCGGAGCUACUUGUAUCGGAGGGCAUUGGAGUCCAAAAGAAUUACCAUUAUGCCUCUUAGGUCAACAUCCUAGGAUACGCUGGAACAGAAGGAAACGAUCUGCAAUAAUGGAAAAAUACAAAAGAGCAUUUAUAAGAAAUUAUAAGCUAAUUUAUGAGAAAAGAGAUAAGAGAUAUGUUCACAAUUAUCUUCAUUUGGCUGAAGAGCGAGUUAACAGAAGUCUACCAGCUAUAAAAACUUUAUCAGAAAGAAUAACUGGAGCUUUCCGCCAACUAAGUAAAAUAAGAAGGAAGCGAGCUCUUAAAGGAGGCAGUGGUAGUAGAGCCUUAGGUACUAGCCACAGAGGCUCAAGCUCAAGUCUGAAUCUUCGCCGAGGUAACAAAAAGAAUCCAUAUGAAGAGGAAGAAGAUGACAAACCGAUAAACCAAGUUGUCGAACCUAAGAAACCGAAACAGCCGAAAAACAAAGGACCUUGCAAACCGUUAUCUACAGAACCUUACGUUAAUGUCGAAGUUGUGAAACACGGUAAAGAUCCUAACGUUACUUUUAGCGCUGGAACUGUGGUUAAAAUGGCGUGCGGAAAAGGAUAUGGAUUAAAUAUGCCGGAAAAUAAAACCGCAAAAUGUGUUAGGGGAAAAUGGAGACCUACCCAACCAAUGUGUUUGAUAUUACCAUGUUUCGUUCCUGUAACCCCAUACGGUAUUUAUAAACUAUCUCAAUCUGAUCAACCUUCCAACGUAUCCAUUAACUAUGAUCAACCUCUGAACGAAACGGUUGACAUACAAAAUGGACAAGUGGUUGAAUUCUCUUGCGAAGAAGGGUACCAAGUACUAGGUCCUAGCAACUUGAGAUGUUGGCACGGAGACUGGGCAGUUACCAGUUUUCCCGAAUGUACACCAGCUCCUUGCCAACUUCCAAAAAUACCACACGGCCAAUACACUUCUGGGUACAGAGCGGGUCUAACUAUAGCCAAUGGUUCAAGUGUAGCAUAUAAUUGCAAUCAUAAUGAUGGCCAACAACCUGCUACUCAGCAUAUUCAAUGUCUUUUGGGUGAGCUCGAACCAAAAAUACCCAACUGCAGUCCAGGUCCUGGUGGAAGCAAAGUAGAGACUCAAUAUUUGGGUGGUAGUGAUAUUGUAAAAGGAGGAGAGAUAACCGUUAUCCAAUAUGGUAACUCCGGAGGAAACGCUUGUGGUCCGCCAGCUAAAGUUCGUGGUUCCUUAAUAUAUAGAAAUGGACAGCCGAUCGUUGAGGACGAUAACAACUUCCCCGACGGUAGCGAAGUUACUUUCAACUGCAUAGAAAGCAUCAUGGGUGAGAAAACGACAUGGAAAAUAAUUUGUGAAGACGGGAGCUGGAUAGGGAGAUCUCUUAAUUGUGAUGCUGAUGAUGUGGUCGGUGCACAGAUUCCGAGUAACAACAGCACUUGCAUUUUUAGAAAUCAGGAACCUAAUGUUAUAUCGUUUUUUAAUGAUCAACAAAUACGCGAGGAUGUAGUUGAGUUUCCAGCUGGAGCAGUACUUAUUAGUCGCUGUAUUGACAUAGGAAAAUUCGCGAUGAUAGGUCCAAAUAAAAGGAGAUGCAUGGGAGGAGAAUGGGAUGGAGUUAAACCAGCCUGCUUCGGUUUAAAUCAAGCUAAUGAUUACUCGAUGGAAAAACCACCAACAAUUCUAUUUAGGCAUCAAUUGGGCCCGAUAGCGCAAUCUAACGAAGGCAAACUAAUUGUCUACCCAGGUACAAUUCUUCAUAUGGAAUGUUUGUGGAUAAGAAGAUUCGGUAAUCCUAAAUGGACAGUUAGUCACGAUUAUAGGAAAUAUCCGGAAGGAUGGUCGACGGAUCCUGGCAGAGAUUCUCAAUUGGAAUACAGACUCUCUAUUUUCCACGCCUCUAAAGACGAUUCUGGAUUAUUUACAUGCGUCACGCCAGCAAGAUAUACGCAUUCCGUUGAAAUUGAAGUGAAAGCAAUUCAUUGUCCAGUUGUACCACAAAGAAGAGGAUUAACCGUUAACACUCAGAGCACAAAGAUGAAUACUAAACUGAAAUUUUCAUGCAUUAACGGAAACGCUUUGAUCGGAGCUCCAGAAGUUGUUUGUCUUCCUUCUGGAAACUGGAGCGCCCCUUUUCCAAUUUGUGAAAGUAUAGAAUGUGGUGAGGUUGGAGUAGUGCUUAGUGAACAUUUGAAAGUACUAGUUGUAUCUAGAGAAGUAGGAGGGAGAGCUAUUUUCAGUUGUGAACCCGGUUUUGGUCUUAGAGGUUCUUCUGAGACUAUUUGCCAAUCUAGUGGCGAUUGGGCGACCCCAUUUCCUACUUGCGAAGAAGUACAUUGUGAUAAUCCCAAUGCUCCAGAAAAUGGUUACAUUCAAGGUAGCGGUCCAUAUAAAGCUGGAGAUGUUGUUCAAAUUAAUUGCAAUCCAGAUUAUAUGAUGGAAGGUCAACCUAUUAUUGCUUGCCAAGAGAAUUCUAGAUGGUCUGGAAAGAUGCCCAAAUGUGUGCAAGCUUGUUCGUAUCCUGGUACUACAAUAAGCGGUAGAAUGUCCUCUGUUAAAUUCUUCUACAAAAUUGGAGAAAACAUAACUUUCACUUGUGAAGAGGGUCUCCAACUUAAAGGUGCUGCUAUGUUAAAAUGUUUGAAAAAUGGAAAAUGGUCAAAUACUAUCCCGACGUGUCUUCCCGAAAAUUCUGAUACACCUAAACAAAUUUCCGUAUUAUAGAAAAUCGUUUAAAUUAUAGUCGGGGCGAUUGUCGCUUUGAAGUUUCUAAAAUAUGAUAAUAUUGAUUGUAAUGGUUGGUUAAUUUGGUUAAAAAUUAAUGGGAAUUGUUGUAAGCGAUAUUGAAAUGCUAUGAAGUCUUAUAAAAAUUAUCUUCAGGUAGAAAAACCAUUGGUAAAUUGAUAAAUCUGUAGUCUACGUUUUAUUAUAAGAGUAUUUUUAGAAAAUCAUAGUCAGAUCCGGACUUAGAGACCCUGGGUCCCUAGGCACUUGACAUUUAUGUACUCCUACCAUUUUAUUUUAGUAAAGAACAAAACAUAUAAUUUUUUAUCGUCUUUAGUAAACAUCUGAGCAGUUUAUAUGGCUAUAGAUAACAAAGUUAUUCUAUAAAAUUAUAUACUAUGCAAAAGAACGAAUGAUCUCAUCAUAGUCAAUUGACUCUAUGCGUAUUACACCUAUGUUUCGACUUUUUUAGUUACCAGUUUGACCCUAGGCUCUAAACAGAUGUCCAAAAAGCGUUUUGUCUAUCAUUAUUUAUAUAGAUUCAUUUAAAUCGUUUAUUGAUUCGUUUUGGCAAAAUGUUACUUAGUUUUUAUAUUGUAUAAACCAGAUUCAAACACAUACAAUAAACUCUGCAAGCAUUAAAAAAUUAUUGGCGCUGUAAACGGUCAUCUCAGCAUUGUUUUCAAUUAAACCGGGCAAAAAUAUCUAUAGAUACACUUAAAGUGUCAAAUGAAUUAUAGUUUUCAUAUAUCUCUAGAAAUUGUUACUAUGUUAGAUAAAUAUCCUAAUAACGCACAAUAGCAAAAAUUAUCAUACCUAGACCUGUUGUAAAAUCUCUUUAAAAACCGUUUUCGAUUUGUGAGUAUAUUGAAAUAUUAAUGUACAAUUAUAUUAUACAUUAUUCUAUCAUAGAUGUGAGAAAUUAAUAAAUACAUACAUUUUAA